AUGUCGACUUCUUCUCGUGCCGGUCUUUCGGCAGGCCCACACAACCACCAUCCGCACCCACACCACCUCGCUGAGCAGCUGCCGCCAAUCAACUUUGAGCCAGCGUCUUCAGAACACACCGUGGCGGAGUCUGCGGGCGAACCAACGGGUGGGGCGUCAGAAAAGGGAGGCACAACUUCGGAUGGCGGUAUCGAGGCGGAUGCAGCGGGAACGACGGCGGGCGACGCUGAGAAGGGAUUGGCGAGCGCACCUGUCGUACUAGACUUCCCCGACGGUGGCUUCAGGGCUUGGAGCGUGGUCGCCGGAGCAUGGUGCAUAUCAUUCACGUCCUGGGGCUACACGAAUGCGUUCGGUGUCUUCCAGACCUACUACCAAGACAAUCAACUGCGAGACUAUACAUCCUCCGACAUUUCCUGGAUCGGCUCGCUCCAGCUAGCGAUGGUCCUGGCGUGCGCGAUCUUGGCAGGCAAGGCGUUCGAUGCAGGCUACAUCAAGUACCUGCUGAGCGCGGCAGUACUGUUCUACACAGCCGGCAUGUUCGGCUUUGCCUCCGCCACGAAGUACUGGCAGAUCUUCCUCGGCCAAGGAAUCGCCUGUGGCCUCGCAGCCGGAAUCGCCUUCAUCCCCGCCGCCUCGUCCGUCUCGCACUGGUUCCGCCGGCGACGAGCGACGGCACUUGGCGUUCUCGCAACGGGGAGCUCGAUCGGCGGAAUCGUCUACCCUGUCAUGAUCAAUCAUCUGUUUCCCAAGAUCGGAUUCGUUUGGACCGUCCGAGCAGUCGCCUUCCUCACCGUCGGACUCGUCAUCAUCGCCACCCUAACCAUCAACUCCCGCCUCCCGCCUCGCAAGGUCGAGCGCAUCUUCGACUUCCGCCCGUUGCGCGAGAAGGGCUUCCUCCUCGUCACUAUCGGCGAGGCUAUCAUCAUGUGGGGACUGUACACGCCUUAUUUCUUCAUACAAGACUACGCUCUCAAGUACGGCAUCAGCAGCAAUCUCGCCUUGUAUUCGCUCUCGAUCCUCAACGCCGCAUCAGUAUUUGGUCGCAUCAUCCCCAACUGGCUCGCCGACACCUACGGCCCUCUCACGAUCCUCACGCCGCAAUGCUUCCUCUCCGGCAUCCUCAUCUUCCUCUUCAUCCCCAUGUGCAAGAAUACCGCCGGUCUCGUGGUCUUUACGAUUCUCUUUGGCUUCUCGUCCGGAGCUUACGUCUCGAUGAUGCCUGCGACGGUCGCGUCGCUUACGACCAACAUGAACGAACUGGGACACCGGACGGCGACGAUGUUCUUGAUCGUCUCGGUCUUUGCUCUGACUGGAACGCCCAUCUCCGGCGCGCUUGUGCACCACGACCCAACCUACGUGAGCGCCUUCUGCUUCGCCGGAGCCUGCGUCAUCGUCGGCUCGUGUCUGAACCUGUGGGCGUGGUUCGUCGUCUCGAAGCAGAAGGGGACGCGGUGGGUGUAG
This is a messenger RNA of Rhodotorula toruloides NP11, 1461 nucleotides long. Its product is annotated as MFS transporter, monocarboxylate permease-like protein. Gene Ontology annotation, cellular component: fungal-type vacuole membrane. The transcript is spliced from 12 exons. Gene Ontology annotation, molecular function: transmembrane transporter activity. The coding region runs from base 1 to 1461 and encodes 486 amino acids. The record is from RefSeq and is a predicted model, not a curated record. NCBI's taxonomy places the organism in Eukaryota, Fungi, Basidiomycota, Microbotryomycetes, Sporidiobolales, Sporidiobolaceae. Gene Ontology annotation, biological process: transmembrane transport.